CCAUUAUAUAUACAUGGGAAGCCCUAGCUCACUGCGGACGUUUCCCCGUCAUUUUCUUUGAUCCUACCAUUCCGUUCAUCUCUCUCUCUCUCUCUCUUCCCCCCGACUAUGGAGGUCUUCUCUGCCCAAUCCUUCCUCCUCUUCUUCCUUCUUUCUCUUUACGUCUAUCUCCUCUUUAACAGUACUUCCAAAAAGAAAUCCAUCAACAAAGGUUUUAAGUCGUACCCCAUACUCGGAACGCUGCCUGAAUUUUUGCAAAACCGACACCGUUUUCUUGAUUGGACAACAGAAACUCUCAGUAGCUGCCCCACAAACACAGCUAUAUUUCGACGUCCCGGCAGGAUUCACGGUGUCAUCACCGCAAACCCAUCCAACAUUGAGCGCAUGCUCAAGACCAACUUCGAGAACUAUCCCAAAGGCGACCGCGUCAUCACUCUUCUCCAAGACUUUCUUGGCCGAGGAAUCUUCAACUCCGACGGAAAACUCUGGAAGGUCCAGAGAAAAACCGCUAGCUAUGAAUUCAACACCAAAUCGCUGCGCAACUUUGUCAUGGAAAACGUAACCGUGGAGACCAAUACGAGACUUAUUCCGAUUCUGACAAGAGCCUCAGAAACAGCACGCGUCUUGGAUUUGCAGGACAUUUUGGAGCGCUUCGCAUUCGACAACGUUUGCAAACUGGCGUUUAACGUCGACCCAGGCUGUCUUGGCGGUGAUGGAACCUCCGGAGCGGGGUUCAUGCGGGCUUUCGAGGACGCUGCAUCGCUUAGCUCCGGAAGGUUCAUGUAUGUCAUCCCAGUUAUGGCAAAGAUUAACAAGUUUCUCAACAUAGGACCAGAGCGAAGGCUAAGAAACGCAAUUAAGAUUGUCCAUGAAUUUGCGGAUGAUAUUAUUCAGUCGAGAGCGGAACAGAAGGUUGAAAAAGAAGCAGACCUAUUGUCCCGUUUCAUGGCAAACGAAGAAAACUCGCCCGAAUUUCUCCGGGAUAUCGUCAUAAGCUUCAUUCUUGCAGGACGGGACACGACCUCUUCGGCUUUGAGCUGGUUCUUUUGGCUCCUGUCGUCGAGACCCGAAGCGGAGCGAAACAUAUUGCAGGAGCUGGAAAAAAUACGAGUUCAGAAUGGAAAAGAUAUAGGCGAUUCGUACAGCUUUGACGAGCUCCGGGAGAUGCAUUAUCUGCAUGCGGCAAUCACUGAAGCCAUGAGACUGUACCCCCCCGUACCGGUAGAUAGCAAAGCUUGUCUAAACGACGAUAUCAUGCCGGACGGCACGUUUGUGAAGAAGGGAUGGUUUGUGACGUACCACACGUACGCGAUGGGGAGGAUGGAGAGCAUAUGGGGAGAAAAUUGCCGUGAGUUUUUGCCGGAAAGAUGGCUAGAAAAUGGAGUGUGUCGGCAAGAGAGCCCGUUUAGGUUUCCAGUUUUCCAUGCCGGACCGAGAAUGUGUCUGGGAAAAGACAUGGCGUAUAUUCAGAUGAAAUCGAUUGCGGCAUCAGUGAUGGAGAGAUUUGAGAUCGAAGCGACGGAUAAGGACAAAGAUCUGGAGCCUUUGUUGUCAUUGACUCUGAGGAUCAAAGGUGGCUUACCCGUGAAUGUGAGGAAGAGAUCAGCCUGUGUGGAUGCCGACAAUUGAUGAUCAUCUCCACAUGAAUUAUAUGGUCCAGAUUAUACAAAA
Messenger RNA from Juglans microcarpa x Juglans regia, 1671 nucleotides. Its product is annotated as cytochrome P450 94A1. The coding region runs from base 109 to 1629 and encodes 506 amino acids. The record is from RefSeq and is a predicted model, not a curated record. Gene Ontology annotation, molecular function: heme binding; iron ion binding; oxidoreductase activity, acting on paired donors, with incorporation or reduction of molecular oxygen. The transcript has a single exon. Lineage: Eukaryota; Viridiplantae; Streptophyta; Magnoliopsida; Fagales; Juglandaceae.